CGCUUAUAUAUUCCACCACAAAGCCGCCUUGGGGAAGUCUCAAGUUCGUCAGGAAAGAUAAGUAGCAUUCUCCUUUGCCAUCCACUCCCAACCUUGCACUUCGCUCUUUUCCAUGACGAGCUCGACAGGCUUAUUCUCUGGCUACUCAAGAAGCAGCGCACUAACGAUAAAGGCCGGUAUAAGUGAAACGUACAAAAUAUUCCGCUCUAUCCUGGACGACCUUCAAGCUCUGCAGGACGAAAUGAAUGCUGAGUCAGACUCGGAGUACGCAUCUCGACUGGGCCGGUUACUAUCUGAUUGGAAAGGCAUUUCUAAGACAUACACUCUAAUGUUAUGGCAAGCUCGUUAUGUUGCUUCCCGUGCAAGAGUGGCAUCUGAAGAGUUUCUUACAUCUACCUAUGCAAUCGAUUCAACAAUGAAUCCAGCAUCAUUCCGCCCUGAUCUUGGUAAUUACAGUAUGACGGACCUACAAGUAUCUUCAAGGGAAAUCAUUGACGAACUUACGGCGUUGAGCACGCAUGUCGAUGACUUCUACAACACUUUCAGUCAGAUCUGGCCAGAUGAGCACCUCAAUUCCCCGCAUGAAACAUAUUCAACGUUUCUGGGAAAGUCUCCUGUAACGAGACUUUGCAAGUCUAUCCGCGAGCUACACCUUCAGCUGUUGUCUAUGUUAAAUAGAAUUCGCCGGGUGUCUAUGAUCUGUGUCGAAGGCGGAGCAAAUGCGAUAUCUUUGGAUCUGGACUUUAGUUUCCGCAAUGCCCAAGCAGAAAAUGUUGGUGGAGGCGAAAGGUUCUAUGUCGCACCACAGUCCCCUGCAUUUGCAGAAAUCACCUCUCACCUCUCGAUCGUCCUGUCAAUAUGGGCGGCGGUUCAAGCUGACCUUGAUUUCGUCAACAAGUCGUACUUGAAUGCCAUGUGUACUACAAUAGAACCACAUAUGGACCCCGUAUUCAUGGAGCGUAUUCGCAUGUGCCGCAACAUGUAUUCUUCAUUGUCAAUCAGGUUUCUUGACUUUGAAGCUGGAGUUCGCGAUGACACACCUAUCCUGAAGAGACGAGUUCCAUGACACAUGUAACAUUCAUACGGGAUACAUCAUCAAGUACAUGUCUAUAUACCUCAAACGGCAGCAUCACUCGAACAUGACAUCAGAGUCCUUAGAAGACUUCUGCGAGUGGGUUACUUAUCUAUAACGAUCAGGAUACUGAGCCAGCGCAGAUGAACACUCAUCCAAGAAUAUUCGGAGAUCGAAAACGUCGUCCGAAAGUUCCUGGCGAUAUAGUAAAAAUGCCGCUGACUGAUUAAUCAUUCACAACUCACAACGUGCUGUUGCUGAACGGAAUCCGAAAUCUCUUUUAGGGCAGUUAGGACCUGGACGUCAUCCCUCAGUAUCCAGUCAUAGAUCUUAACCUUCAAUGCUAUCGCAUACCUUUUGGUUC
Somion occarium is the source of this 1436-nucleotide messenger RNA. The record is from the annotation of a GenBank genome assembly. Lineage: Eukaryota; Fungi; Basidiomycota; Agaricomycetes; Polyporales; Cerrenaceae.